AUGUUUGAACGAUAUUCAAUGAUUAUUUGUUCAGGAUUAAGUGCAAGAUAUCUUGUCAAUGAUCAAAGUGUUAAACCAGUAAGGGGCCAUGUGAUCCGAAUGAAAGCUCCUUGGGUAAAAGGAUUUAUAAGACACGUGGACAACGAUGACAAAGGAAGAUCUAAGCACAUUCUAGUCAACCAAGACACUGUCGUAAUCGGAAGCUUAAAACAACAGGACUGCACCGAGCCAAAACCACAAGAGGGAGAUAAAAAAUGGACAAUGUUAGAAGCAAAGCGAUUUGUACCGAGUCUCGAGUAUGCUGAAUAUGUUGUCCAAUGGGUGGGUUUCCGUCCAUCCAGACCCACUGUUAGAUUGGAAAAAGAAAUUUGA
Messenger RNA from Hydractinia symbiolongicarpus, 372 nucleotides. Its product is annotated as D-aspartate oxidase-like. The record is from RefSeq and is a predicted model, not a curated record. Gene Ontology annotation, molecular function: D-amino-acid oxidase activity; FAD binding. Lineage: Eukaryota; Metazoa; Cnidaria; Hydrozoa; Anthoathecata; Hydractiniidae. The coding region runs from base 1 to 372 and encodes 123 amino acids. The transcript has a single exon.